AUGUCCGCUGUCAACGGCGAGAGCUCUACCACAAAGCCCCCUGGCGAACAGGGCGGCUUCGGCGGCGGCUUCCAGCCCCAGGGCAAGAUGACCGUUCAGCCACCAAAGAAGGAGGACCUCCAGCGCAGCUAUGCCUCGAUCGUUGGUGACGAUGGUAACCCCAGCGGGUGGUACGGUAGCAUGGUCAACACGCUUGGUGGUUUGAUGGGAACCCUCGGCGCCAUACCCUGCUGCAUCUGUUGCCCGAACCCGUAUAAGAAUGUCCAUCAGGGCAAUGUCGGCCUCGUCACCAAGUUCGGUCGCUUCUACAAGGCUGUUGACCCGGGUUUGGUUCGCAUCAACCCGCUCAGCGAAAGGCUUAUUCAGAUCGACGUCAAAAUCCAGACCGCCGAGGUUCCCGAGCAGAUCUGCAUGACCAAGGACAACGUCACCCUCCGACUCACUUCCGUCAUCUACUACCACAUCGUCUCCCCGCACAAGGCCGCCUUUGGCAUUUCCAACGUCCGCCAGGCACUUAUGGAGCGCACCCAGACCACGCUCCGCCACGUCGUUGGUGCACGCGUCCUCCAGGAUGUUAUUGAGCGCCGUGAAGAGAUUGCCCAAUCCAUCGGCGAGAUCAUCGAAGAUGUUGCUGCAGGCUGGGGUGUCGCCGUCGAGAGCAUGCUCAUCAAGGACAUCAUUUUCAGCCAGGAGUUGCAGGAGUCGCUGUCCAUGGCUGCCCAGAGCAAGCGUAUUGGUGAAAGCAAGAUCAUUGCCGCCAAGGCUGAAGUCGAAUCCGCCAAGUUGAUGCGCCAGGCUGCCGACAUCCUCAGCUCUGCCCCCGCCAUGCAGAUCCGCUACCUCGAGGCAAUGCAGGCCAUGGCCAAGUCGGCUAACAGCAAGGUUAUCUUCUUGCCCGGCAGCAGCUCCCAGAGCCUGAACGCUGCCAUGGCCGCUCAGCAUAGUUCCGAAGCCACGGGUGCUGGCGGCGCCGGCCACGACGGCCAUGCGCAAUAUGACUUUGGAGGUCAGGACCCUGGCUUGCAGCAGGCCAUCAACGCUCGCGUCGUGGAGACCCUCUGA
This is a messenger RNA of Purpureocillium lilacinum, 1062 nucleotides long. RefSeq lists its product as uncharacterized. Gene Ontology annotation, cellular component: plasma membrane. NCBI's taxonomy places the organism in Eukaryota, Fungi, Ascomycota, Sordariomycetes, Hypocreales, Ophiocordycipitaceae. The record is from RefSeq and is a predicted model, not a curated record.